Tachysurus vachellii is the source of this 3080-nucleotide messenger RNA. Its product is annotated as NACHT, LRR and PYD domains-containing protein 9-like. Gene Ontology annotation, molecular function: protein binding. Lineage: Eukaryota; Metazoa; Chordata; Actinopteri; Siluriformes; Bagridae. The coding region runs from base 89 to 2671 and encodes 860 amino acids. The record is from RefSeq and is a predicted model, not a curated record. The transcript is spliced from 9 exons.
UUUCAGGAGUAAAAACACAGGUGUAAUUUAACACACCGAUGUUGGAGUGAAGUAAACGUGUGUCCUGCUGUAAUCUGGAGAAGGAGACAUGACCUCCAACAUGAGUGUGUCUGGAAAACAGGACUUAAAGAAAGACGAGAGAAUGAUGGAGGGAAAGAGAUCAGACUCACCAGAACCCAGCUGUAUGUCCAUGAAGAGUGACGUGUCAAUGGGAGAACCAAUACACUUCAGAGACAGAGACAGUUCUAAUGAUGUGAGACCACAAAAAUCAAACAUCAGCAGAAAACAGCUGGACUCUAUAUUCAAGGAGCUGAGUCCAGAUUACCCAGCAUGCACUGAGAGGGAGGUGGAGGAUGAGGAGGAUCUGCACAGUGUCAGAGAGGGAGCGCUGAAGAUCACACUGCACGUCCUGAAGAACAUGAACCACACAGAUCUCGCUAACACACUGCACAACAAACUCACCUCUGUGUAUCAGACAAAGUUGAAGUCCAAGCUGAGAGAGAAGUUUAAAAGAAUUAAUGAAGGAAUCUCACAGCAUGGAAGCUCAGCACUUCUGAAUGAGAUCUACACUGAGCUCUACAUCACAGACGGUUGGAGUGGAGACGUCAAUAAUGAACAUGAGGUGAGACAGAUUGAGACGGCGUCCAGGAGACCAGCAACACAGGAGAAACCCAUCAAAUGUAAUGAGAUCUUUAAAGACAAGUCCAUCAGAACUGUGCUGACUAAAGGAGUUGCUGGAAUUGGAAAAACAGUCUCUGUGCAGAAGUUCAUUCUGGACUGGGCUGAAGGAGAAGUAAAUCAGGACAUCACCUUCAUGUUUCCACUUCCCUUUAGAGAGCUGAAUCUGAUGAAGCAGCAAAAUCUCAGUCUGAUGAAUCUUCUUCAUCAUUUUUUCCCAGAAAUAAGAAAACUAGAAUCAAUAGACUGUGACUCCUACAAAAUGGUGUUGAUCUUUGAUGGUCUGGAUGAGUGUCGACUCCCUCUAAAUUUCCAGAAGAAUGAGAUAUUGUGUGAUGUGACAGAGUCAGCCUCAGUGGAUGUGCUGCUGACGAACCUCAUCAAGGGGAAUCUGCUUCCCUCUGCUCUCCUCUGGAUAACCACAAGACCAGGAGCAGCCAAUCAGAUCCCUCCUGAGUGUGUAGACCAGGUAACAGAGGUACGAGGCUUCAGUGAUCCUCAGAAAGAGGAGUACUUCAGGAAGAGGAUCAGUGAUCAGAGCCUGGCCGAUAACAUCAUCACUCACCUGAAGUCUUCAAGAAGCCUCUACAUCAUGUGCCACAUCCCAGUCUUCUGCUGGAUCUCAGCCACUGUUCUAGAGAGAAUGUUGGGUGAAGCAGAGGGUGGAGAGAUCCCCAAGACUCUGACUCAAAUGUACACACACUUCCUGAUCUUUCAGAUCAAACACAAGGACCAAAAGUACCAUCAGAAAUGUGACCCUGAUCCUCAGCAGACCAGAGAGAGUAUCAUGGCACUGGGAAAACUGGCUUUCCACCAGCUGGAGAAAGGAAACCUGAUCUUCUAUGAGGAAGAUCUGACAGAGUGUGACAUUGAUGUCAGAGAAGUGUCAGUGUACUCAGGAGUGUGUACCCAGAUCUUCAGAGAGGAGUUUGGGCUUCACCUGGGGAAGGUGUUCAGCUUCAUACAUCUGAGUGUUCAGGAGUUUCUGGCUGCUUUAUAUGUAUUUUUCUGCUUUAUUUUAAGAAAUACAAAUGUGCUUGUGGGGCAAAGCACUGGGCUUUUUAAUUUCUUCAGAAAUCCAACCAUGUCUGAUCUCCUCAGGAGUUCAGUGGACAAGGCCUUACAGAGUGAGAAUGGACAUCUGGACCUUUUCCUCCGCUUCCUUCUGGGUCUCUCACUGGAGACCAAUCAAACUCUUUUACGAGACUUAAUGCCACAGACAGGAAGCAGAUCUCACAGCAAACAGGAAACAGUGGAGUACAUCAAGGAGAAGAUCAGGGAGAAUCCAUCUCCAGAGAAAUCCAUCAAUCUGUUCCACUGUCUGAAUGAACUGAAUGAUCAUUCUCUAGUGCAGGAAGUACAAACUUUCCUGUACAGAGGAGGUGACAGUUGUCACUAUGGAACCAGACUCUCUCCAGCUCAGUGGUCAGUGCUGGUGUUUGUGUUACUGACCUCAGAACAGGAGCUGGAUGUGUUUAAUUUGAGGAAAUAUGAUCCAUCACAUGAAGGUCUUCUGAGGCUGCUGCCAGUGGUCAAAGCCUCCAGAAAAGCUGAUCUGUGGGGGUGUAAUCUGACAGAGGAAAGCUGUAGAGUUCUGUCCUCAGUUCUCAGCUCAAACUCCUCCAGUCUGACAGAACUGGACCUGAGUGGCAAUGAACUGCAGGAUUCAGGAAUGAAGCUGCUCUCUGAUGGACUGAAGAAUCCACACUGUACACUGGAGAUACUGAGGAUGUGUGACUGCAGUAUUACAGAUGAAGGUUGUGCUGCUCUGGCUUCAGCUCUGAGGUCAAACUCCUCAUCACACCUGAGAGAACUGGAUCUGAACAAUAAUAAUCCAGGAGAAUCAGGAGUGAAGCUGCUCUCUGAUCUACUGAAGGAUCCACACUGUAAACUGGAGACACUGAUCAUUAAGGGUAAUAAACUCACCAGGUCUGGUGUAGGACAGGAGUCUCUCCUCAGACCUUUUUCCAGGAUAAAUCAGUUAUGGAGGUGAAGCGUUAGAACACGUCCCACAUUUCCAGCAGUUUGGGAGCUGAAUCAUUCAUAUUCAGAUGUAGAAGAUAAUAACAAUAACUGUGACUGAUCACAUCCUUUUAUCCUCUCAGCUACAACUUCACACUUUAACAUCUUUUACAAUCCAAAGUCAAAUCCUUCAGCAUCUACACACAACACAGAGAUAUCAUCACAUCAUCACACUGAUUACACAAAUACACAUCCAUGUGUUACAGAUGUUUAGAGAUUAUUUUUACCUCUUUAAUUGUAUCUCAAAUUUGUUUCUCCACAGAUGAUUGACUCACAGUUGUGAUCUUGAUUUAUUUAUUUUCCUUUAAAAGUGUCUUCUUUUCAAACCCUUUUCACCAAACACUUUUAAAAUCUUUAUUAAAAUUCCUUUAAACAUUAAA